Lactuca sativa (garden lettuce) is the source of this 1158-nucleotide messenger RNA. RefSeq lists its product as uncharacterized. The record is from RefSeq and is a predicted model, not a curated record. Lineage: Eukaryota; Viridiplantae; Streptophyta; Magnoliopsida; Asterales; Asteraceae. Gene Ontology annotation, molecular function: peptidase activity. Gene Ontology annotation, biological process: protein modification by small protein removal.
AAAUCUCACAAUUGACUUUCUCGAUCUUGGUAGUUUCUAGAAUGUCAUGGACAAGAAAGAUCCACCGUCCCGUAGUUGCGCCCUCUCUAUCACUAUAAAUUGUUUGCCAGGGUUUCUGAUUCGCUCUGCGCUCGUCUUCUUUGACUACUGAAUCUCAGAGCUCACACUGUCGUUUGUUCAACUUAGCAAAAGACCUUACAGACAGGACAUCUACAUUUUAAAUUUGAAAUAUGGCCGAGGAGGGUUACAAGGUGAGUUUGCACGUGUAUGAUUUAAGUGGAGGCUUAGCUCGUCAACUCUCCAUGUCAUUCUUAGGGAAAGCCAUUGAAGGCAUAUGGCAUACAGGUGUGGUGGUAUAUGGUACUGAGUACUUUUUUGGGGCUGGUAUUCAACAAACUCCAGCUGGAACAGCACCAUAUGGGACUCCACUCAAAGUCAUUGAUCUUGGUGUCACCCAUGUCCCAAAAGAUGUCUUUCAGAUGUAUCUAGAUGAGAUUAGCCCCCGUUACACACAAGAAACCUACAGUUUAUUGUCACAUAACUGUAACAACUUUAGCAGCGAAGUCGCACAGUUUCUCGUGGGUGUCUCCAUACCAGAUUACAUCCUCAAUCUCCCUAACGAAGUCAUGAGUAGCCCAAUGGGUGCACUUAUAAUGCCUAUGAUACAGAAUUUGGAGACCACAUUGAGGGCAGGUGCUGUCCCACAAGCACCUCAGUUUAAACCAUCUCCAGUGAACACAAUUCCUCAGGUGUCAAAGAAAGUUGAUAAACCAUCAGAAACCAGCAGCCACACAAAUGUAAAUGUGGCCCCACCCCCACCCCCACCUGCAGCUGUGCCAGCUGGCACAUCACAAGAGAAACCAGAUGUUGUUGAUCCUCUUGGUGAUGCAAGGAGUAAAGUGCAAGAAGAGAUUGGUAAGGAGUUUGCUGCAAUGAUGGCUAGUGGGACCCUUCGUGCAAGUGAGGCUGCUGCACUUGCAACCAAAAAAGUGAUGCAGAAAUAUGGGCACAUGAAUGCUGCACAAAGCUGAAACAGGUUUUGUGCUUUUUUUUUUCUUACUGCAUCUGUGUUGAACAUAAAAAUUGUGGCAAUUUAUCCCAUUCAAGAAAAACGUGUUAAUGACUCCUUUUGUUGAAUGAUGAACUACUUCUGUUAAA